Knipowitschia caucasica is the source of this 3402-nucleotide messenger RNA. Lineage: Eukaryota; Metazoa; Chordata; Actinopteri; Gobiiformes; Gobiidae. The record is from the annotation of a GenBank genome assembly.
AUGCAAACUUGCCACUCUGUCUGUGUUCCCGAGUUUAGUGUCGUUCAUCUGUAUUACACCACGCAGGUCUCGCAAAGGGAUUUGCACAUCUUCCUCAGGGUCUGUGGUGCCAAGCUGGCCUCCUGGACGGUGCCUCCUCUCACCUGCUCCUAUGCCCUGCCCCCUCCACAUGUAAACCAGCCACACAGCCCUACAUGUCAGCGGAGCGGCACACCGGGGCCAGAAGAGUUUGUGAGUGAGGUGGGGCUGGAGGCCUUGCUCAUCGACUGCUCCACUUCACACAGAGAUGUAGAGACCAUUACUGAUGUGUGUAACAGCACUGACUUGCCGGAGCUUGAGAUUAUCAGUUUGUUGGAGGAACAGUUGCCGGUGUACAAGUUGAGAGCUGACACCAUCUUUGGCUAUGACCAAGAUGACUGGAUUCACACUCCACUGGUGGAACCCAGCGCUUCCCUUGACCUGACCACAGAACAAAUAGAAGAGACUCUCAAAUAUUUCUUGCUGUGUGCAGACCGAGUGGGCCAGAUGACGAAGACCUACAGUGACAUUGACGCCGUCACUCGACUUCUGGAGGAGAAAGAGCGUGACUUAGAACUCGCCGCUCGCAUUGGCCAGUCGCUGCUGAAGAAAAACAAAGCCCUGAGUGAGAGGAACGAGCUGCUGGAAGAGCAAGUGGAGCACAUUCGAGAGGAAGUGUCUCAGCUGCGUCAUGACUUGUCCAUGAAAGAUGAGCUGCUUCAGUUUUACACGAGCGCUGCUGAAGAGAGUGAAGGAGAGUCCACCACCUCCACACCUGUCCGUCCUCCUGAAACUUCCGUCUCAACACCAACAGUAUUCCCCUUGGACUCACUGCAAAAGAAACUCAAGGAUCUGGAGGAAGAAAACGAAUCAUUGCGAUCUGAGGCAAGUCAUCUGGAAACUGAAACCAUUUGUUACGAGGAGAAGGAGCAGCAGUUGGUUAAUGAUUGUGUUAAGGAGCUUCGUGAUGCAAACCGGCAGCUUGGGUCACUUGCUGAAGAACUGGCCAGAAAGACGGAAGAUUCCAACAGGCAGCAGGAAGAAGUCACACACCUCCUGUCACAGAUUGUGGACCUGCAGAAAAAAGCCAAAGGGUUCGCUGUGGAGAACGAGGAGCUGACUCAGCACUUGGGGGCAGCGAAAGACGCCCAACGCCAGCUCACUGCUGAGCUGCAGGAAUUACAAGACAAGUAUGCAGAGUGUAUGGAGAUGCUGCAUGAAGCUCAAGAGGAACUUAAAAACUUCCGAAAUAAGACUCUACCACAGAGCACGCCCAGGCGCUACCACUCUCUCGGACUCUUCCCUUUGGACUCUUUGGCGGCAGAGAUAGAGGGAACCAUGAGAAAAGAGCUUCAGAACGACGAUCCAGAUGUAGAAGAGCAACGGCUGCAGCCAAAGCGAGUAUUUCAGACCGUGAAGAACAUGAACAUAAUCCGUCAGCAGCGAGCUUCGCAGUCUGCGUCCCCCAUGAACAUCCCCGGCUCCAACCAGACGUCCAGCUUCAACUCUGGACGCUCCAGCAAAGAGGGCACCCCGCGCUGUCUCUCUGCUUUAGGCAGUGACACAGGCAUUAUCCUGGACAGCAACAGGACCAGCAGCUUUCUGGAUCCUUCAGAUAAUGGAUCAGAGGACUCAAACAGGCGCCCUGCAGGGACACCGGGAACCCCAGGGAACAAGGACCUGGAAGCAGCUCUGCGUCGCUUGUCUCUUCGGCGCGACAACUACCUCUCUGAGAAACGCUUCUUUGAGGACGAGCGGGAGAGGAAACUGUCUUAUUUGGCCAAAGACGAAGAGAAGGGUGAUGGAGAAGGAAGUGGAGGUCCCGGGACCCCCACGGAGAGCCUGUUCUCACUCUGCACACAUCCGUCCAUUGGGAGCGUCUGGUCUGGAUACUCGUUCACGCCUAGAUCUUACCUUCCUGAGAAGCUGCAGAUUGUAAAGCCACUAGAAGGCUCUGCUACCCUCCAUGCCUGGCAGCAGCUGGCCCAGCCUCACUUGGGUGGUUUGUUGGACCAACGUCCAGGAGUGGUCACCAAGGGCUUCCGCACAUUAGAUCAUGAUCAUGAGCAGGACAGCUGGCAGCUGGACCAGCCUGAGGAGGAUGAAGUUUAUUGUGACUCUUUUAACUUGUCCAGAGACUGUUCUGCCAUGGAUCUGACGCACACUACCUCUUCAUCCUCUGCCUGCUGCAACCAAAAUAGAGCUAUUAAAGACCAUUUAGAAAUAAUACAAGACGCCCAAGCUGUGCACACGCCUCUCUCCUCUCCGUGCUCCAUGUCUUCCUCUGAAGUGAAUGGACACUUGGACCUGAUGGAGCUCCACGCUCUGCAGUCCGGUGCAGUGGGCCGUCAGCCUGCUAAUUUUCCAGGAAAGUGUAUGUCCCACACAAGCUCUACAUACACAGUCACCACCUGCAGGAUUCUGCACCCCUCUGAUCAGCUGACCUCUGUGUCACCCAGCCCCAGCACACAUUAUGGUGCAAGUGGCCCGUCCAUAGUGUCCUGUCAGAGCAGUGCUUGUCUUGGGACCCUCACCACAUCCUCUGUAGCUUUUUCGUCCCCACCCACACCCUCUUAUACCCCCAGCUGCACCCCACGACGUAUGUCUCUGGCUGAAUCCUCUACAAACCUGCGGGACUCAACCAGGACCACCAGUACCUCUUUAGGCCUGGUGCGCCUCUUACAGGAGAAUGGGAUCUCUGCCUCUGUGUAUGACCCUCACAGCUGGGACAGAGGCAUGGAUUCAAGUACAGCAUCCACCCCUACGACAGACACGGCACCUGUAAGACCAGAAGAAAGACCGUCCCUGAACCAUCCCAGCAGUUUGCAUCUCAUGCUCCCCAGCACACCACCAAACUCUCCUCGUUUCUGCUCAAAAUCUGUGUCUUUGUCCGGUAUAAGACCCAUGUUUCAGUUCAGUCCAUGCCAGGAAGAACCACCGUACUGCGACAUCUUCCUUGCCUCAAAACCAGCUCGUACAAUUUUAAGGGAAGUCAUGGGGGAGUCGGAGAGAGAGCGAGGGGCAGAGGCCGAUGAUGACAGCCAAAUGGAGACUACAAACUUGAGACUCGUUGACAAACUCAAAAGUUUCCGCACUCUCUCUGCCCACUCUGCUUCAUCUGGCAGUGCAGCAUUGCUUGUCCCAUUCAAUUCAACUGGUUUGGCCAAUAGUGCCCUGGUGGGGGGUCUGCCAGGGCUCAAUGCCGGACUGAGGAGGAACCGUAGCUAUCCUGCUUUGGUCGGGGCCAGUAUGGCUAUGAAAGAUCCAGGAGGCACCAUGGCUCAACCGGAUUGGGCGGAGGCCAUGAGUCCAGGCUGGGGUCAGGUCCAUGAGGCCCAUGAGUCCAGGUUGGGGAGGAGGUCCAUGACACCAGGUUGGGGAUGA